CGCCGCUCGGGCGGCCGCAUGGGCCUUUCUCGGGCCGUUCCCGUCCUUGCGCUACGCGGAGCCGCCCGCGGUCACACGGACCUCAGCUGAGGCCUCAUUGAGACGUUUUCCCCGUUAAAAGUGCUCAGAGGAACGCACUAAAAGAGAUAGCAACAGAAACACUGUGUUUUAAACUGCAGUAUGAAAGCCUAUGGCAGAAAUUCCCUUGGGAAGCACUUUGUGGAUCUGAACAUUGUGUUACUCUGAAGCUGACGCAGGUUCUGCCCACGAGCCCUAUUCAGGAUGAAGUGAGCUAGUAAUCCAGAGCCAUGGUGGAGGUGCUUAUUAAGGAGGAAAAAGUGGGAAUCUGUGGCAGAACUACCUUUUGGUGAAAAUCCUGGAAAUUCUCAUAGCACUUUUAUUUAGCAACUAAAUUCAAGACAUGGGGCCAAUGAAAUAUAAAUCCAGCGUGUCCUCAGUGUCGAGCGGCCUGCAGUAUCACCGUUCCUUGGUGAAACGGAGCCAAAAAAUGAAUUUGUGCGUUAUAAGGACUUACUGCUCAUCAGCACCCAAGAGGCCCGAGGUGAAGUCUUCAGCAGAAACAGCCUUGCGCCUCCUUAAUCGCCUGACAGAAACGGGGACCGCGAUGGGCCGAAACUCCCUUCACAAAAUAUCCACAAUGUGCAAGAGUUGGUGGGACAGAUAUGAGGAGUUUGUUGGGCUUAAUGAAGUGCGAGAGGCUCAGGGAAAAGUGACGCAGGCUGAAAAUGUCUUUAUGGUAGCUCGAGGGAUAGUACGAGAGGCUCGUGAAAAUGUAGAAGCCCAACAAAUUAAACUGAAGGAAGUUCGGGACCGCUUAGACAGGGUCUCUCGGGAUGACACCCAGUAUUUAGAGCUGGCUACUCUGGAACACAGGUUGCUGCAGGAAGAGAAGAGAUACCGAGCUGCCUAUUUAAAUGCAGAAGAAUCUGAGCGAGAAAAAUUCUCUCUUUUCUCUGCAGCUGUAAGGGAAAGUCAUGAGAAAGAGCGAACAAGAGCUGAAAAAACAAAGAACUGGUCCAUUAUUGGUUCUGUACUGGGAGCGAUUAUAGGUGUUCUUGGUUCCACCUACGUUAAUCGAGUAAGGCUGCAAGAAUUAAAAGUCCUGGUGCUUGAAGCACAGAAAGGGCCAAUAAGUCUGCAAGAAGCCAUCAAAGAGCAGGCCUCCAGCCAUUCCUUACAGCAAAAGGAUCUCAGUGAUAUCAUAGCAGACCUGAAAAACAUGCUGCAAACAAGGACAUCACAGGAAAUAAAAGAAGGUGUCUUGUUAGUUAAAGAAGACAGGAAUGACUCCUUUAAAAUAGAUUCUCUUUUAAUUCCCUUAAAAGAACAGCUAAGCUACACUAAACAAGUCAGUUCAUGCCUGGGGAAUUUACAGCAGCAGUUUAGCAGUUUGCAGGAAAGUAUAGCACAAAUGGUGUCUGAAAUGCAGAACGUUAAACGUGCAGUUCAUGCUAGACCCACGGAAAGAGUGGUGCCCAGGUCUCCCGUGGAGGGCAAGGAGCAGGUUUCUGCGGUGAAAGACGUGAUUUUGGAGUUGUAUGAUACAGAACGGAGGCUAGAAACACAAAUGAAGAGAAAUACUGUUUACAGCACGGCGCUGACAUGCGCGAUGUUUGCUUUCACUCUGCCAGUACUGUAUGUUAUAUUUAAAGGAAACUGAGCUCUAAUUAAUUAACAGAAUUUACUAGAUUAAUAAAAGUAAGCUUGCACUCUAAGCAGUUAGAGUACAACGUCAAGGAACUGUUCGUUAGCAUUUUCUCAUUAUGCUUUUUUUCUGUAUAGUUGGGAAACUUGUAAUGUCUGUCUCCAGGUGCAGACAGUGUGUUAAUAAUCAACGUGGGGCAGUUUCAGCUCCUCGAGCAAAGGAGGUCCUCCCGUUUCAACUGCUGUAUGUUUUUUACUAUCUAGUUUUGUGUAUCUUGCAAGCCAGUAACUUGCACUCCAGAGCUGUAUUCAUGAUUUUCUGUUUAAAUGAAUCGUUUAAUCUGCCAUUCAGUACUUUAUGUAUAAUCCUUUACAAUUUUGCUCCCUAUUUCUUCCUAAUUGUUCAGUUUGUCCAUGCACAGGCUUCUGGGAGUUGCCUUACAAAGGGACUGAAAUAUUUGCCCUGAAGAUAUCCUUUUUUUUUUUUUUCUUUUUUCUUGAAGAUGUGUGGCAAUGAUAGGAUAUGGCAAACGUCAGGGAUCAUAUGAUCAUGGGAGGAUUGAAAUCACCAUGAGACCUGCGUCUAUACAGCCAGAUGAUGCAUUUAAAAUACAUAUAGUAGCUUUCUCUUAAGACUAUUUAUCAUCAUGUAUCCAAAAGCUUUUCUAGAGCUUUAGCUAUUUGUUACUGAUAUCUCUAUAUCCUUAAGGUUUACAGGCACGAAGGAGAGGGAAGAGAUGGGUAAGAUGAUGUUCGCUUUGCUGAUGCAGACUGAUUUUGUCCUGUAUCAUUCCCUCGCUAGUUUGUGCUUUCAGUGAUUCUCUGGGAAGCAGUCACUUCCUAAUUCCUUCCAGUAUCUUUUCUUGGAAUAUUUUCCACUUCUUCAUUUUUCAGCUUCUUCACAGCAAGUGAAAAUUGGUACUUUUAAGCCGCUGUGUUAGGGACAAUAGUAUUAGGAAAACUACGCCAAAAUAAUGCUUGGAAAAAAAAAUAAAUUUCCAGCUGCCUGCUUUUUCUGAAGGGGGCAAAGAAUGGCUGAUUGAAGGAUAACUCUCUAAUCAGCUAAGCAUCAAUACUCACACAUAGCCCAGAGCAAGGUUGUCUGUAUUGCACUGAUAAGAUACAGUUUCCUCUCCCAAUUGUAGCAGACAGUCCCAGUUUGGAACCCCUGCUCUAUCGAGUACCUAUGCGAAACCUUUGCUGGGGACGGACAGACAAUCUCACUUCGUGCUGUAGUGCCUUGGUGUCAGCAUUUCACAGUGACUAAGCUGUUUAGUAUACAGUCUGCUAUUUAUUUUUCUGUCAGUCUUCUCUGCUUUCUUCUCCCCAUUAAAGAGAUUAAAAGAGAUUGAGGUUUUGACUGUAAACUCUUAACGUUGUAAGAUCUUUGGGACAGGGAUGAUUGCUCUGUGAGGCAUCAACCUUUUCUGGAAUCAUUAGGUACUAUCAUAACAUGAUUGAAUAAACAGUAUUAGGAAUGAUCGUGAUGAUUCACUGCUUAUAAGUGAGAUCAAGUUUGGUCGGUGUUUUGGGGGAGGACUGUUGCUGAUUUAUGUGUUGAUUAUUUGGAUUUUAAAGUGCAUAAUAAGCACUUGUUAGGGAAACUGUAUGAACCAAUGGCAGGCACUGAUAUCUGGGAUAAAAAUACUUCUUCAAGAAGCACAUGCAUAGUUUACAAAUUCUCAGGCCUCUAAUGUUUCAUUUUCUCACUACACAAAUGUUUCUACAGAUUAUCCUUCCAGUAGGAGCUUGGUGAAAAUCAGAGACAAGUACAUAAUGAAAGGGGAGAGGAGAGCAUAAUGGAUCCUAUUUAUAAUUUACCAACAGUACUCACUGAGAAUUCUGCAAAAACAAAUCCAGUUUGACUGAGUGAAUUUAGCUCCUCCUUAUUAGGCUGUGGCUGAAUUUUGGAGAUGGAGCAUCACUGAAGAGCUUGUUUAUAUGACUUGUUUAAAGCCAUACGACGACGGAUUUAAAAUGCUCUAAAUGUUAGGCAGAUAAGCUUGAAUAUCUAGGCAACACUUUGCUCA
This is a messenger RNA of Nothoprocta perdicaria, 3695 nucleotides long. It is a transcript of the gene CCDC51, whose product is annotated as coiled-coil domain containing 51. The record is from RefSeq and is a predicted model, not a curated record. NCBI's taxonomy places the organism in Eukaryota, Metazoa, Chordata, Aves, Tinamiformes, Tinamidae. Bases 422 to 1681 code for a protein of 419 amino acids. The transcript has 5 exons.